Messenger RNA from Oncorhynchus nerka (sockeye salmon), 1697 nucleotides. RefSeq names its product von Willebrand factor C domain-containing protein 2-like. Gene Ontology annotation, cellular component: AMPA glutamate receptor complex. The record is from RefSeq and is a predicted model, not a curated record. Gene Ontology annotation, biological process: negative regulation of BMP signaling pathway. The transcript has 4 exons. Lineage: Eukaryota; Metazoa; Chordata; Actinopteri; Salmoniformes; Salmonidae. The coding region runs from base 1 to 849 and encodes 282 amino acids.
AUGGGCAAAGUAAAUGCAACUUCGACCCUUUCCUUGACUGCAAUAGGAAUACCGCGGCGAAGGAUGGGCCCUCUCUUUCCAACACCCUGCAUUGUCCUCCUCGUCCUCCACGCCACCUUGUCACCAGCCUCCCUCAGUCCCGAGGAUUACGCCGCGGACGAGGCAGAGCGAACUGCCAACAGCGACAACAUAAUUUUCGACGAUUACCGGGGAAAAGUUUGCGUGGACGACAGUGGCUUUGUUUACAAACUGGGGGAGCGUUUCUUCCCAGGACACUCGAACUGCCCAUGCGUGUGCACUGAGGAUGGGCCAGUGUGCGACCAGCCGGAAUGCCCCAAGAUACACCCUAAGUGCACAAAAGUGGAGCACAAUGGAUGCUGUCCUGAAUGCAAGGAGGUUAAAAACUUUUGUGAAUACAGGGGGAAAACUUACAAGAUCCUGGAGGAAUUUAAGGGUUCCCCGUCCGACGAGGAAGGGACCAGUCCGCCCGCCGUCGCGCCCGUACUACCCCCGGUCCUACCCCCAGCCUCUGCAGUGCAGCUCCAAUCAAGAACCAGGAAAUAUAGGCCUUCGCCUUGUGAGUGGUGUCGCUGUGAACCAAAUAACGAGGUGCACUGUGUGGUCUCUGACUGUGCCGUCCCAGAGUGUGUCAACCCAGUCUACGAGCCAGAACAGUGCUGUCCCGUCUGUAAAAACGGUCCAAAUUGCUUUGCCGGAACGACGAUCAUCCCAGCCGGUAUUGAAGUGAAGGUAGAUGACUGCACCAUUUGCCGCUGUCACAAUGGGGACUGGUGGAAGCCAGCACAGUGCCUGCGCCGGGAGUGCCUCAAUGGCCAGACGUUGUCAUAGAAACCCCGGCGGGGACGGUGUCGGUGACGUGCAGCCAGGGAGCGGUCCUGCCUGCUGCAAAGGCAAACAAACAAACAAAACGCUCAUCUUGUAUGAUUGAUAGGAUGGACAGGAGAGGAGCACAAUUCCUUGGCAACAUUGACUAGGAGACUGCAUAACAAGCUGAAAUGAAAAGCUCUCGUACACCGUAUCUACACACCACCACUACCACAACUUUAACCACAGAGGAGCGGAGAGAGCAGGAGGAACUUUUCUUGAGACUGUUUUUUUGUCUUCUGUUUUGACUGUGUGACUAUUUAUAUUUUCUGAUAACUACUUACUGCUUAUGCUGCUUAUAAACAUGUUUAUAUAUUUCAUGAAGUCAUUUCCACCUAACCAUUAGCACUGUUAAACAUGGUCAGAUGUGUUCUGUCAUCUGCUUACUGUAGCUCUCUCUCUCUCUGAGAUGUCUUCACCUCACCGCUUCGCUAUGGGAAUUACAAUGGUCACAAAAACAUAUCACUCACCGCUGUUGGCUUCCCACUAAAUGCACAAUCCUUCUAUGAGUCAAUAGCAAGAGUUCACUUCUGGUGUUGGGGUCAAUGAAAUUAUUUAUUGACAUAAAAUUUCAGCAUUCUGAUGUGCUGUUAGUUACACUCAUCUGGACUGACAAAAGAUGCAUGGCCACAAACAGAUCCCCCUCAGUUACUGUUUUUACUACACACAAUAUGUUUGAUGAGACUGUGUUCGAGGUGCUCUUCUCUGCAUGGAGAGAUUGGAGGCCAGUUUUAUCUAAUAUACAGUACCUGUCAAAAGUUUGGACACAUCUACUCAUUCAAGGGUUUUUCUUUAUUUGGAUUAUUUUCUAC